GUCUAUAUCUAUAUCAAUAACAUUAUUAUCGCUAGUAAGAAUAUAAAGAAGUACUUUAAAUAUAUCGAGACAGUUCUCAAUAUCCUCGACAAGGUAUAUAUUUAUAUUUUAGUAGAAAAAUUCUUUAUAGCCUACCUAUUAGUAAGACUUCUUAGCUAUAUAGUCAAUAGUAAAGGAGUAGCUAAGAUAGACGACAAAAUCGCUAUAUUUAAGAAACUUAAGUUCCCUAAUACCUUUAAGACCUUAGAACAGUACCUUAGUAUAGCUAGAUAG
Thermothielavioides terrestris NRRL 8126 is the source of this 273-nucleotide messenger RNA. RefSeq lists its product as uncharacterized. The transcript has a single exon. The annotation marks the transcript as partial. NCBI's taxonomy places the organism in Eukaryota, Fungi, Ascomycota, Sordariomycetes, Sordariales, Chaetomiaceae. The record is from RefSeq and is a predicted model, not a curated record.